CUCUAUCCAACGCUUCCUUGGUCAUGCUUGACAUCACUUACCACCUAAAAACAACAUGCCCUUCCAAACUUACGAGCAGGCUCUAAACCAAAUCCCCAAUAUCAUGAACAACUUCCUUCAUGCCACUGACUCAACACCCCUCCGAAUCGUUGGCGACACCCCAACCAACGCCCUAGACUCAGAGGACUACUUAAGCUCCAUAACUGCAAUCGUCAGGAACGUCACAAAAUCAGUGCAUCAUUCCCAUCCAGAUACUCAAACCCGCUUUCUCGCCGCCGCCAUCUACGAACGACAUUCUUACUUUGUCCUAGACCUCAACAAUACCCACUACGACUACAAAACCGCUCAUACGGAUUUGACUCCCAUCCCUGUAUAUGUCCUCCGUCUGUCUCGACGACCAAGAAUUUUCCGGUUCCAACCGGAAGAUACGAGACUGGCGGAGAGGUUGGCGGAUAUGCACAGGGGUCGUGGGUACGAGCCGUUACCGUUAUUUGAGGAUCAUCAUGGGAUUGUCCAAUACCGCUCUCCACGCGGUCUGUUUGAGUGAAGUCUUUGUCUAGUUUAUUGCUUGCUUAGGGAUCCUUUGGACUUCGACUUGAUAUACAAGAAACUAUUGAUAAUCCUUGUCAAUGACUCUGGGGCCUUCCCGCAGGUCAUGACCCAGUUGAAAUGUCCAUUGCAUCGGAUCCUUGUGAGGAGGCCAUCCCUCCUUGUCUGAUGGAAUACAUCAUCCCGUGGAUAACCAUCUAGGCUUCUUUCUCUCCCUGGUCUCGAUAUAAAGCCCUCUGUCUAUACUGCUAUCAAGUUAAAAAUCAAUAACUCAAAGGGAGGUCACACAGUUAUACAGACCCUACCGUCGGGCUUCAGUAUAACAAA
Molecule: messenger RNA, 876 nt
Organism: Aspergillus sclerotioniger CBS 115572
Lineage: Eukaryota; Fungi; Ascomycota; Eurotiomycetes; Eurotiales; Aspergillaceae
Exons: 1
Coding region: 56-547 (163 amino acids)
Source: RefSeq, a predicted model, not a curated record